Molecule: messenger RNA, 7869 nt
Organism: Botrytis byssoidea
Lineage: Eukaryota; Fungi; Ascomycota; Leotiomycetes; Helotiales; Sclerotiniaceae
Exons: 12
Coding region: 1-7869 (2622 amino acids)
Biological process (GO): secondary metabolite biosynthetic process; fatty acid biosynthetic process
Molecular function (GO): phosphopantetheine binding; oxidoreductase activity; 3-oxoacyl-[acyl-carrier-protein] synthase activity
Source: RefSeq, a predicted model, not a curated record
AUGCCUCAAUCUUUACACUCUGAGAGUAGCGAAUACACUACAGGAAGAGACCAGAUGGAAGCAAUUGCAGUUGUAGGAAUGUCAGUCAAAUUUCCCGAGGAAGCUACGUCUUCUGAGGGGUUUUGGAACAUGAUCAUGCAAAAACAAUGUGCUUCCAAGCCAUUCCCGGAAGACCGUAUUAACAUCAAUGGAAUCUAUCAUCCCGAUGCAACAAGACAUGAUACUAUUGCUCUCCAAGGAGGACAUUUCUUAAAUGAAGAUCCCACUGCUUUUGAUGCCCCAUUUUUCACCAUUUCCCCAACAGAGGCUGCAUCAAUGGAUCCCCAGCAAAGGCUCCUCUUAGAGGUCACUUAUAGGGCUGCUGAGAAUGCCGGUAUAUCCAUGCAAAAGCUUGCAGGAUCUGACACUUCUGUCUUCACCGGGUGUUUCACAGAUGAUUACAAAACUUUAUAUCAGAAAGAUGUAUACAAUACCGCCAGCUAUGCUGCAACCGGUAUCACAACGACUUUAAACGCCAACAGAAUCAGUUGGUUUUUUAACACUUUGGGCACCAGUGUCAAUAUAGACACUGCAUGUUCUAGCAGUCUUGUUGCUCUAGAUCUUGCUUGUCAAAGCUUGCGCUCCGGGGAAUCUAAGCUCAGUAUCGCUGGCGGUGCAAAUCUAAUCUUAGCAGCUGAUCUGUUCUACAUCCUAUCUGACAUGAACAUGUUAUCGACAGAUAGUCGAUGUUGGAGUUUUGACGAACGCGGAAAUGGCUACGCUAGGGGCGAAGGCGUUGGAAUUCUCAUUCUUAAGAGAGUCAUCGAUGCCAUUAAAGACGGCGAUACCAUACGCGCAGUGAUUAGGUCUACAGGGUCCAAUCAUGAUGGAUUCACACCAGGUAUCACGCAGCCCAAUCAAAAAUCACAGGAACUUCUAAUCAGAGAUUGCUACGCCAAAGCGGGUCUAAACCUAAAUCGCACAGGAUAUUUUGAAGCUCAUGGCACGGGUACACCGGUCGGCGAUCCAAUAGAGGCGAACGCUUUAGGAAAUGUAUUUCGCAAUGGUCGAGACAAAAGCAACCCUCUACAUGUUGGUGCUGUAAAAUCCAAUAUAGGACACUUGGAAGGCGCAAGUGGUAUUGCGGGCGUCGUGAAAACCAUAUUAGCUCUUGAAAAAGGCAUUAUUCCCCCAAACACGAAUUUCCAUACCGUUAAUCCCAGGAUUGAUAGCGAUUUUCUCAGGAUCAAGUUUCCCACAUCUGCAUGUCUCUGGCCAACCCCAGGCCUGCGACGAGCUUCAGUCAAUUCGUUCGGUUUUGGAGGUUCCAACGCUCAUGCAAUAAUAGACGAUGCAUUGCAUUAUUUGCGUGAACAUAAAUUGGCUGGCUUUCAUUAUACCACGGAAAGUCCGUCAUUCCCAAAACACUUAUCCAAUGAUGAUGUCAUUCGUCCCGAUCCUAUCACAAACGAUAAUGAAGUUUCUGAACUUAACGACACAGAAUCAGUGCUAGAAAAGAGAAACGCGCUACCAAAACUCUUAGUCUUCUCUGCGGCAGAUGAACAUGGAGUAGACCGCAUCAUGAAUGCUUACUCAAAGCAUUUCUCCUCUCUAUCUCUUCAUGAGCAAGGCUUGGUAGCAGAGAAGGAAUAUUUGCAGAACUUGGCCCAUACUCUCAACUCAAGGAGAAGCUUACUCGCAUGGAAGUCAUUUGCGAUUUGUCGUUCAUUGAAAGACAUCAUAAAGGCGCAGGAUUCUAUACCAGCACCUCUUAAAUCUAUUGGAUCCCCAAAAUUGGCUUUCAUAUUUACCGGUCAGGGAGCUCAGUGGGUUGGCAUGGGUAAAGAACUGCUUGUAUAUCAGAGUUUAAGACGUAGUAUCGAAGAGGCAAAUAUUUUUUUGCAGUCGCUGGGGUGCACGUGGAAAUUGCUAGAUGUUCUUCUCGGAUCAUCUGACUCAAUUGCCAUUGACCACCCUUUGGCCAGCCAGACGCUUUGCACAGUGCUACAGAUCGCACUUGUUGAUCUUCUCAAUAAUUUUGACAUUCGGCCAAGUGCUGUGAUAGGACAUUCCUCUGGUGAAAUUGCCGCAGCAUACUGUGCCGGUGCUUUGUCUCGUCAAUCUGCCUGGAAAGUGGCAUACAUGCGAGGUUUUUGGACCUCUCAGCUUCUCAAACGCCCUGGAACUCGGGGGGCUAUGGCAUCUGUUCGGCUAUCACAGAGUCGUGUCAGUGAAAUUCUAAGCAAAAUGCCUAGAACCGCAAAUCCUCUUGUCAUCGCUUGCUAUAAUAGUCCGAUCAAUGUCACAGUUUCCGGAGAAGAGGUGCAAAUAGACGCUCUCAUUUCUGAACUGAUGCGAAAGAAGAUCUUCUGCCGCAAACUUAGGGUCAACGUAGCCUAUCACUCACCUCAGAUGAAUGAACUUUCUGUGGAAUACAUCAAGUCUAUAGAUAAUAUAGUACCCGGGACCGCAAAGGUAGCAGGCCCAACCGUGAUCUCUACUGUCACAGGGGAGAGAAUCACCAUCGAGGAUUUGAGUAAGCCAGACUAUUGGGCAAGAAAUAUGGUGUCUCCAGUUCAGUUCGUCCAAGCAGUGGAGCAUAUUUGCGCAAGAAAUGUUCGAAAGAAACUCGACGGAAGUCAUUUGAACAACCUACAGAUAGAUGCUUGUCUGGAAAUUGGGCCACACUCCACGCUGUCUGGACCCGUAAGAGAAGUAGCAAUUUCCCGGGAUCGCGUACUUGUUUACCUCGGAACAGUACAAAGACAUCGUUCUGCCCUUGAAACAGUCAUGGAAAGCGCUGGUAGACUUUGGUGCCUUGGGUAUAAUGUGAAUAUCCAACGCAUCAACGAAGAUAGCGACGAGGAUCCUCGUGGUAGUUACAUGUCUCUCUGUGAUCUACCUGAGUAUCCAUUCGAUCAUUUCAAGACUUAUUUACACGAAAGCCGAAUAAGCAAGGGGCAUAGACUACGCUCGCAGCCAAAGCUAGAUCUUUUAGGGAGAACGGUCGCUGAUUGGAACCCGAUGGAAGCCAAAUGGUCUAAUUUUAUCAAGCUGUCCGAGCUUCCAUGGGCAGAUGAUCACAAGAUUAAUGGUCUUAUAUUAUACCCAGGUGCCGGAAUGCUAGUCAUGGCCAUUGAAGCUAUGAAGCAGCUUGCAGAGGGAAAUGAUCAAUCUAUUGCCGGGUUUGAGCUACGAGAUGUCAAGCUCAUGUCAGCCUUGGUAAUUCCGGUCACGUCCACUGGAGUUGAAGUAAGUUUUGUAGCUCGACAAAGCCAGGGUUCCAGCAACAAAGAGAUCAAUUGGGCAGAUUUCAGACUAUAUGCCUACAUAGACAACGAAUGGGUAGAGGUCUGCAGUGGCCUAGCCCGUAUAGAUCCAGGCGUGGUGGCAUCUGAACUUCACAGUGAGAGAGAACACGCACAGAUUCGACUCUACGAAGUGGAGCAAUUCAGAAACCUAGUUAGUCAGUGCAGGAACGAUGUUGAUACUGAUUUUCUGUACAAGUUUUGCAAGUCCUGUGGAUUCGAUUAUGGACCUUCGUUUCAGGUUUUGACGAACGCGAGAUAUACAGAUGUUGUGUCGACAGCUGAUAUAAAGACAUUCAAAUGGGAGGGAGCUGGAGGCGUCAAUCAACCACAGCCACAUGUGAUACAUCCUUGUACCCUUGACGGGCUUCUGCAACUCGCAAUGGUCACAUAUACCUCGGGAGGAACAGUCAAAGCAAACACGCUUGUACCGACACUGAUAAGAAAAAUGUGGGUCUCCAAGUCCGGGCUCGCUUGGCCGGCAACAGAGAAAAUUCAGGGUACAUCCCAAAUAGCCACUGCCGAUAAUCGAGGGAUUGAAGUCGAUAUUUCUGCCAUGUGUGCAAGUGAAGUCUUAUGCGCUAAGCUUGAAGGCGUUCGAAUGACCUUCAUCACAGGAACAUCAUCUUCUGAAGACCUGAUGCCAGAAAAGCAUAAUCUCUGGAAUCUAACAUGGAAGCCGGACCCGGAGUUACUAGAUGCUUCCGAUCGCGGACGAGUCGAGGCACUCUGUAAGAAAGAUCUGAAUUAUGACCUCAAAGAUCUUGAGCAGUCAACGUUCCUAGAAGAUCUGAGUUUCCUGUGCUAUGCAUUUCUAUAUAGACUCUUCAAGAAAGUAGAAAACGCAGGGCUCACUCAGACCAAGCUACCGCCUCAUUUGAAGAGUUACCUCAAGUGGGCAGAUUGGCAACUUCUCAGGCACCAGAAUAAGAUUUUGCAGCUGGAGCAUUCCGGAAUAUCAUGGUCAACGCUGGCUUUGGAUGACGAUCAUUUUGAACGCAUGUGUUCAUCAGUUGAAAAUCUCAAUGCACAAGGCAAAAUGACUGUCACCGUGGGUAGGAAUCUUCUGGGUAUAUUUCGUUCCCAAGUAGAUGUUAUUGAGCUCCUCUUCCCAUCAGGCAUUUUGGAACAAUUCUAUCAAGAGCUCAGUAGCACAGAUCUGUCAUUUAAAGCCCUCGAUCAGUAUCUUGGUAUGUAUAAACACAAGUAUCCACACUUACGAUAUCUGGAGAUUGGUGCCGGCACUGGAGGGUCGACUGGAAAUAUUCUCCGUACCUUGAUUGAUCAUGGAGACCCAUCAACCGCACCGAAACUAUACACCGAUUACACAAUCACUGAUAUCUCAGAGUCAUUUUUCGAGAAAGCAAAGACCAAGUUUCUAGACUACCAGAACAUUAUAUACAAAAGACUUAACAUUGAGGUAUCCCCGGCAGAUCAAGGAUUUGUUCACGAAGCAUAUGAUGUUAUUAUCGCAGCCAACGUCGUACAUGCGACUAGUAACCUAGAUAUCACUCUCAAGAAUAUAAAUGAAUUGCUCCGUCCCGGUGGCAAACUCAUUUUGUAUGAAAUCACGAAUCCAGACAUACUUCGGAGCUCUUUCACGAUGGGACUUCUUCCCGGAUGGUGGUUAAGUGAAGAGGAGUAUCGAUCAAGAGGGCCAUGCUUAUCUGUCGACCGAUGGCACACAGUGCUAAGUGAGAAUGGGUUCACGGGCAUUGAUUUCGCGUUUCAUGACCAUGAGAAUAAAGCUUUACAUGAGCUUAGUAUAUUAGUCUCAACAAAAAUAGACCCUGUCACUACUCUAACAAACACUCCAUGCCCUCUAAUCGUCGCUGAUACAGACGUAGUGGCGCAGGAAAGAUUUGCAGCGGAGCUAGAAGGCUGUUUUAGAACUGGCAAUAGCGAACUGCCAGGAGCCCACAUAGUAGAUCUCAUGGGUGCCACAUCAAGUUUUGAAGGUAAUUUCGGAUCUGUGAUUUUAUUCACUGAUGAGUUAUAUAAGCCAGUACUUUACGGCCUGAGCGAAGUCAAAUUUCAUCAAAUUCAAGGGAUUCUUUCAAGAUUUCGUACAAUCAUAUGGCUCACACGCAGUACCGGCGAUGGCUCAUCUUCUCCUCUGUACAGUCUGGUGGAUGGUCUCGCACGAGUUCUCCGUGUUGAAAAUCCGAUGUCGAAGUUUGUCAUAAUUAGUGUGGCGCACAGAACACAGUACUCUGGCGCUCAGAUACAGGCGAUUUCCAAGAUCAUUCAGAGAAGUAUCGAUGCUGAUGUAGAGAAAUACGACUCUGCCUACGAAGAGAAGGAUGGGUUUUUCCAAGUAUGCAGACUAACAAUAGCGGAGGCAGCCACCAAUCAAAUAUACGACCUUUCGUUACCCAAAAUAUCCAAGCAACUAUCGUGGCAAGAGAGUCCACCAUUAAGAUUGGCGAUCGCCUCUCCUGGAAUACUCGAUACGCUUCAAUUCAUCGAGGAUAUCCACUAUUCUGAUACUAUAGCUUUAGAUGAAGUAGAGAUUGAAGUUCGUGCUGUUGGACUCAACUUCAAAGACUGCUUGAUGGCACUUGGCCAGGUUGGGGGAAAGACACUUGGGCUUGAAUGCUCCGGUAUUGUGACGCGGGUAGGGCAAGGUUGCAGCUUAAUGCCCGGAGACAGAGUCUUUAUGUCGACCACUGAAGGCUUCAAAACGUAUGCGAGAAGCAAAAUGCAAUGCGUUUGUAAGAUACCAGACGAUAUGCCUUUCACAGAGGCAGCUGCUUUACCAGUACAGUUCGUCACCGCAUGGACAUCCAUUAAGCUCUUGGGGCGUCUCCAAAAGGGUGAGUCCGUUCUAAUCCAUGCGGGUGCUGGUGGAACUGGCCAAGCCGCAAUACAAUUAGCCCAGUACAUUGGAGCCGAAAUUUUCGUCACUGUUGGAUCAAGUAAGAAGAAGCAACUCUUGAUGAAUGAGUAUGCCAUUGAAGAAAGCCAUAUACUAUAUAGCCGAGAUACAAGCUUCGCAGGUCAAAUCAAGAGGAUGACCGAUGGACGUGGAGUAGACGUCAUUUUGAAUUCGUUGGCCGGAGACAGUCUGUUUGCCUCUUGGGAAUGCCUAGCUCCAUACGGUCGUUUCGUAGAGAUAGGCAAGAAAGAGAUUUUGACAAAUGCAGGCUUGCCUAUGUUUAAGUUCCAUGAUAAUGUCACGUUCUCCGCUUUUGAUGGUUCUAGGUGGAUGAUUGAUCGACCUCAAGAAGCACAGCGAGGUAUGAGGGCGAUAUUGGAAAUGCAUUCCAAAGGGAUCAUUCACGCUGCUCGCCCUCUACACAUUUACAGUAUUUCCGAUACCAAGAAGGCAUUCAGAUUAUUGGCGGAUGGGAAAAGUAGUGGAAAGGCGGUCUUGGAAGUCAAGCCAGAUGCGGCAGUUCCGACAAUUCUUUCUCAGAAACCGCGCUAUUGCUUCGACCACGAUAAGACCUACGUAGUAGCAGGCGGCAUGGGAGGAAUUGGCCGGAGCAUUGCGACAUGGUUGGCAAAUAGAGGGGCUAGAUGGUUGUUACUUCUAUCUCGAUCUGGAGCUCGGUCUCCAGACGCCCUGGAAUUCGUGAAGAAGCUAGAAUCUCGAGGAGUCUUUGUCGCUACCCCAUCUUGCGACAUUAGCAAUAAUGAGGAGCUUAAAAAGGUUUUAGCCGUUUCGACAAAACAAAUGCCACCAAUCAAAGGAUGCAUUCAAGCUUGCAUGGUGCUACAGGAUGAAAUGUUCGAAAAAAUGUCCUACUCUCAGUGGGAAGCAGCUCUAAAACCUAAGGUAGAUGGUUCAUGGAACUUACAUACCCUAUUACCUGAGGCUAUGGAUUUCUUUGUGUUGUUAUCAUCGGUCUCGGGCAUAUGUGGCCAGUCUGGCCAAGCGAAUUACGCAGCUGCAAACACCUACCUCGACGCUCUUUCUCACUAUCGUGUUGCUAAAGGCCAAAAAGCUAUUUCGAUCGAUUUAGGAGUAAUGAUAUCCGACGGAUUUCUAGUCGAAAAUCCGAAGAUUCUUGAGCGCAUGCUAUCGCACGGCUCAAUGCUUCCUAUCACCAGACAUAAUCUCAAUGCUAUACUUGACUAUUAUUGCAAUCCUUCGCUACCUAUUCUGUCUGCGAGAGAAUGUCAGACUGUUGUUGGAAUAAACACUCCCCGGAACAUCCGAAUGAUGGGUCGCGACGAGCCCAGCUGGCUUCAACAACCUAUCUUCAGUGCAUUAGGUCUCCUCCCAGAGACGUAUGGAGCAGUGGAUGCAUUAAGUACCGAUUCCCGUGAUUUUAGAGCAGAGUUUUUAGCUGCCUCGUCUUUGGUGGAUGCAGGUGCCGUCAUAUCCCAAGCUUUGGUCGUGAAACUAGCUCGCAGUCUCUCAAACAUUCCAAGUGAUAUUGAUUUGCGCAUACCGAUCCACAGUCUGGGCGUAGACUCACUUCUUGCUGUCGAACUUCGCACCUGGAUUGCCAGUCAAUUCCAGGCCGAUAUUGCGAUUUUCGAAAUAUCAAGUGGGGCAAGCUUUGCAGGGCUUGGUAUGUCUGUUGCAAGUAAAAGCAGUCGGAGGAAGUCGGAGUGGGUACAGAACAAUUAG